Molecule: messenger RNA, 4496 nt
Organism: Ornithorhynchus anatinus (platypus)
Lineage: Eukaryota; Metazoa; Chordata; Mammalia; Monotremata; Ornithorhynchidae
Gene: SLC6A5
Product: solute carrier family 6 member 5
Exons: 15
Coding region: 1-2388 (795 amino acids)
Biological process (GO): glycine import across plasma membrane; sodium ion transmembrane transport; synaptic transmission, glycinergic
Cellular component (GO): membrane
Molecular function (GO): glycine:sodium symporter activity
Source: RefSeq, a predicted model, not a curated record
AUGAAUAAGCAACUCGUCACCAGCCUGGAGCCUGGGGCCCCGGGACUCGGCCCGGACCUGGCCGACGGCUCCGGAGCGGCGAGGCACAGCCCUGAGCGGGAGCCGUGCUCGCCCCCCUGCCCCCCGGCCCGUCUUGCCCGUUCGGCUUCCAAUGGCAUCCAAACUUUCCUCUCCGAGGAGGCCCGAGCCGGCGACCCCGAGCGGACCCGAGUGGGCAUCUCCAGGCUCAGCAGCGCCCUGGCGCAGCCCGCCACCGCCACCCGCAAGGAUGCCACCGAGACCUUUGCCCUCCAGAGCCUCCCGGCCCCCUCCUCCGCCCCCGCCGCCCCCAGCCAGGCCAACGCCCCCCAUUGCAAAAUCCCGGCCCUGCACGGGGCAGAGGGGGCUGCCAACGUGAGCCUGGGGAAGGGCACUUUGGAGCACAACCGGGCCCAGCCCGGCGCCUGGGUGAACAUGAGCCAAAGCACCGUGGUGCUGGGUACGGACGGCAUCACCUCCGUCCUCCCCGGCAGUGUCACUGCGGUAAGUUCCCAGGAGGAAGAUGAAGGGGACGAGAAUAAGGCCCGCGGGAACUGGUCCAGCAAACUGGACUUCAUCCUGUCCAUGGUGGGCUACGCGGUGGGGCUGGGCAACGUGUGGCGGUUCCCGUACCUGGCCUUUCAGAACGGAGGAGGCGCCUUUCUCAUCCCCUACUUGAUGAUGCUGGCUCUGGCCGGGCUGCCCAUUUUCUUCCUUGAGGUGUCGCUGGGGCAGUUUGCUAGCCAGGGCCCCGUGUCCGUCUGGAAAGCCAUCCCCGCCUUGCAAGGCUGCGGCAUCGCUAUGCUGAUCAUUUCAGUCCUAAUAGCCAUAUACUAUAAUGUUAUUAUAUGCUACACACUUUUCUACCUGUUUGCCUCCUUUGUGUCUGUGCUGCCCUGGGCGUCUUGCAACAACCCCUGGAACACGCCAGAUUGCAAAGAUAAAACCAAACUUUUAUUAGAUUCUUGUUUCAUUGGUGAUCACCCCAAAAUACAAAUCAAGAACUCAACUUUCUGCAUGACUGCCUAUCCAAACUUGACUCUGGUGAAUUUCACCAACCAGGCCAACAAGACAUUCGUCAGUGGGAGUGAAGAAUAUUUCAAGUACUUUGUGUUGAAGAUUUCUGCAGGGAUUGAAUAUCCUGGUGAGAUCAGGUGGCCAUUAGUCGUGUGUCUCUUUCUGGCUUGGGUGAUUGUGUAUGCAUCCCUUGCUAAAGGAAUCAAAACAUCAGGAAAAGUGGUGUAUUUUACUGCUACAUUUCCUUAUGUGGUGCUAGUCAUCCUGCUUAUCCGAGGAGUCACCUUACCAGGAGCUGGAGCGGGAAUCUGGUACUUCAUCACGCCUAAAUGGGAGAAACUUACUGAUGCUACGGUAUGGAAAGAUGCUGCCACUCAGAUUUUCUUCUCUUUAUCUGCCGCCUGGGGAGGCCUGAUAACUCUCUCAUCUUAUAACAAAUUCCACAAUAACUGCUACAGGGAUACAUUAAUUGUAACAUGUACUAACAGUGCCACAAGCAUCUUUGCAGGCUUUGUCAUCUUUUCCGUCAUUGGCUUCAUGGCAAAUGAGCGUAAAGUCAACAUUGAAAAUGUGGCAGACCAAGGGCCAGGUAUUGCCUUUGUGGUUUACCCAGAAGCCUUAACCAGGCUGCCUCUCUCUCCAUUCUGGGCCAUUAUAUUCUUUCUGAUGCUUCUGACGCUGGGAUUGGACACAAUGUUUGCCACUAUUGAAACUAUAGUGACAUCCAUCUCAGAUGAGUUUCCAAAGUACUUGCGAACCCAUAAGCCUGUUUUUACGCUUGGUUGUUGCAUCUGUUUCUUCAUCAUGGGCUUUCCUAUGAUCACUCAGGGUGGAAUUUACAUGUUUCAACUUGUGGACACAUAUGCGGCUUCAUAUGCACUGGUCAUCAUUGCCAUCUUUGAACUUGUUGGAAUUUCAUAUGUCUAUGGACUGCAGAGGUUUUGUGAAGACAUUGAGAUGAUGAUUGGAUUCCAGCCAAACAUUUUCUGGAAAGUCUGCUGGGCGUUUGUGACUCCUACAAUCUUAACAUUUAUCCUAUGCUUCAGUUUUUACCAGUGGGAGCCGAUGACCUACGGCUCUUAUCGCUACCCCAACUGGUCUAUGGUGCUUGGAUGGCUUAUGCUGGCCUGUUCCGUUAUAUGGAUCCCCAUUAUGUUUGUGAUAAAAAUGCAUCUAGCUCCUGGCAAAUUUAUUGAGAGGCUGAAAUUGGUUUGCUCCCCUCAACCUGACUGGGGCCCAUUUUUGGCUCGCCACCGUGGAGAACGUUAUAAGAACAUGAUUGAUCCACUGGGAACAUCCUCUCUGGGACUGAAACUGCCAGUGAAAGAUUUUGAACUUGGGACCCAAUGUUAGUAAAUUUGGAUCCUUGUGGUAGGGGUGGUACAACCUCAUAGUUUCUCCUCUUCCCUCUAUAACCCCCUCUCCCUUCCUAAUAUCCUUUUCCACUUUGGCUUUCACAUCUGUGCAUGAAAGUGGUUGCUUAGUAAAGUAGGACUUAUUGUCGCAUGCUGUAGUGAAGAACUAGACAGACCACUUGAAGCACUGCUGGUUCUGAGUUAGUGGUGUCCAUUUUCUGUUGGGCUUUUACCUUGGCAAUAUGCUGUGAUAUCAAGGGAAUGAUUUAAAAGGUUAGUUUUUUUCCCUAGGUUCCGUGAAAUUCUGUCCAUAAGAGGGUCAACAAGAGAAUAGUUCAUCAUGUUUUUUCUUUAGGUUGGUCCCGGUGAUGCUGACAUAGGAAGGUAAAGAUGUGUAAACUAAAACUAACCAUCUUUAUUAUUUUAUAAGAAAAUCAAAGAUCCAGGCAGUAUAUCUAAGUGGAAGCUUUUGACCCAGUGGUAGUGAUGGUGGUUUGAAAGAUUUAAUGUGCAUAGGCAGAUGGUUGUGGACACCACUGCUUUUAUUAAUUUCAUGUGUUCCAUGAAUAAUUUGAGGUGUAACUCUUUCAUUUGGACCAAAUGUUUCAAUUACAAUGAGGGCCCAAAUCUUCACUCUUUUUGGAGUGAAAAUUCAUUGCUUUUCUCUUCACCCAAGUCUUCUUCCCAUGUUCAUUUUUUUGGGGGACUUUUUUAAAACAAACUCUCCUCAAGAAGCCAUUAUAUAAUUUGUGCCUAUUUUAUAUUCCCAGUGUAGGAUGUAUAGUCUAAAGAUUCUCCAUUGCAUUUAGCUUUGUGGUUCAAUGUAGUGAUCCCCUAUUUCUUCUAGGAUAAACUUCUUUCUAUUUCCUGUAGAUCUAUUCUUCUCUUUCAACUUCUUGGAAAACAAGACCUUCCCCAGUUCUGCCUAUAUAUUAUAUAUAUAGUAUGUAAACUCCAGCAGACAGAAUGAUAAUUCCUGAAUUUUUAUUCUCAACUUUUUCAUUCACAAUAACUGCCAACUAUGGUCAUAGAAAAUAGAAAGAGAUGCAGAGUUUAGUAGCAGGCAAUCAUAAUAGCACUGAAAAAGUAGUACAUUUUAGGUCACUGCAUUUACAGAAAUUUCUGAUAAAUACAGCUUAGUCCUAUCUAGUCAAGCAGUGAGUGAACAGAUUAAGAAUAUAGCUUUUAAGAAUGCAUUUAAGUCAAUGGAAUGAAAAACAUUUCCUAUUAAUUUAUUGUAACUGCACUAUGACGAGAGAGAAAAAUAUGUCUACUAAGAUUGGCAAACCUGAAAUCUUUAUUAUUUUGUGGUAUCCUAUACCUAUAUGAGAUUUUUUAAGCGUGAUCUGUGUUCAUGUAGUAUGUAUUAGUAUUGAUGUUUUAUGUCCCUAUAAAUAUAGAAAACAAUGUAGAAAUUGUGAGUUUGACGUAGUGUAGCCUGGGUUUCUUUCCCACUGUUAUAGUACAAAUUUCAAAUUGUUUCCUUUUGGGGGACAAUUUGUUGCUUUCUUAUUUGUCUGUAUGUCUUCACAUUACAGGGUCUCAGGUAAAUCUUCAGUUAACUAUAUAUCUGCUGAUGUGAUGUUUUCAUCUUGUUGAAUGAUGACAAAAUGUCCCCUGCAACUAGAUUUAGUGUAACAUUUCCCUACAAAAUGAUUUUUUUUGUAAAAAUAUUGACUUUUUUUUGCCUAGCUUUCUCUUUUUCAGGGCAGAGUGUAACCAUUAACUGACAUUGGCAUGGCACUUUCAGGCUUCAUAAGCAGCAUAUGGAAAACAGUGAAGGAGAAAACAAAACUGGGUUUAAAGUGUGUUUUUUUAGCCAUAGAGCCUCACUGUGCAUUGUUCUUUCAUAAUGUUUAUAGUGGAAAUUGUUUCUACCAUAGAGACAGUUUUUAAAUAAAUUACACCAAGACUUUGCAAGCCUCGAUACAAACAACCCUGCCUUAAAACUGUACUGUUGAUUCAGCUUUGCCAGCUGAUUCCAAAGUGGCAUGAUGGCCUCAUGACUACUUCAGUUCCCUGAGAGAGCCAUAUGGAUGAAAAGCUCAUAUUGAUUAGACUGUUCCCUCCCCCACAGAGUGAGAGCCCUACACUGGACAGACACUG